UAAAAAAUAAUUACACCAUACAGUACUUUGAAGUGUGUUAAGUAAUAAGUGUUGCAUAAUAUGAUAAAAAUAUACCUGCUAAACAAACAAUCUAGUAUCAACAGAGCUGCUGUCCCACGCUGGUUGGACAAGUUUUUUCUUUUUUUAGUUAGCCAGGGGGAAGUUUAUUAACUUCCAGCUUCUAUAAUCACCAGGGAUUACACACACACACACACACACACACACACACACUGAAAAAAGAGGAUAUUAGGUCACUGGAGAAGUAGGUAAGAAGUAAUUAGAAAAGGCUCUUUUGCAAAAUUGAUGACAAACAAUAUCAGAGUUUGUCGUCACACUUUGACUGAUUUUGACAGUUAAUUUCCUCUUUGUGGAAGUGAUCGUAAACACCGAUUGUACGUGAGAUUGUGUGCUCAGCACUGACUUGUGUGUGUGUGUGUGUGUGUGUGUGUGUGUGUGUGUGUGUGUGUGUGUGUGUGUGUGUGUUUUGGGGUUUUUUGGAUGGUUACCUGUCCUAUAUUUCUUCAUGGGUGGGCGGAGGAUUGGUCUGUAUAAAGAGACGUUGGGCACAGAGAAACUUCACAACAGCAUCCUCUGACAGUUGAAAACGCUCCCCUGAAAGGAUUAAGAUAAUUUAUCCAGCCGAAAUAUGAAGCUCGCCACAGUCAGCUCCGUCCUCCGUCCAGCUGCCGCCAUGCUCGUCAUGCUGCUGCUGCUUCUGAUUGGCUGGGCCGAGCAGGCAGCAGCGCUUCCUGUCGACCGGCCGCUCAGCCAGCCGCUACAAAACCAGGAGACGUACCAGGCUGUCCGCGACAUAUCACAACACGCUCAGGCUGUGCAGACGGAGGAAGACUCCAACACCAGACUGAUGCCCCGAGUCAACACCGACCAGGACCACCUGAAGAUCUGCUGCCUCCACGCCAACAUCCUCGACUACUACCUGAACAACGUCCUGCGUCACCGUGACAACGCACAUCCCAGCAUGCACCGGCUGAAGACCGACCUCACCCGCGUCAGCGAGGACCUGCAGACUCAAGGCUGUAACGUGACUCACUAUCACGACCAUCACCACGCUGUGGAGUUUCGCAAGAAGCUCACCAAGAUGGGGGGCGAGCGAGGGAUAAACAAAGCGCUGGGAGAGAUCGACAUCCUGUUCACGUACCUGCAGGACUUCUGCAUCCAGCCGAGAAACGCCACCGCCACCGCGGCCGGCGCUAACUGACACCACGACUGUUUCAGAUGUUUCCACUGAACGCUCAGCAAACAGUUUAUCAUAUUUAUCACCUUUUUAUACCAGCAACUUUUCCAUUUUAUACUUCUAUUUAUUAUGAAUCUAUUUAAUUUGAGGACCUAUUUAACAUUUGUUUUUAUAGGAUAUUUAUAUUGACUUGAGUACGACGGAUUAGUUAUUGAUCUAUUUGUUGAUCAGAAAGUUUAAAAUGCCGGAGCUGAGAGGCGUCUGGUGUUGCUCGUGUUGCCAUGUUAUGGCUGAUUUUUAUGAAGUCACCGUUGCAGUAUUUCAUGUUUCACUCUGUGCUGAAGGAACUGUGUGUUACAUGACUUGAAAAGAAAUAAAGUUUGGUUUUGAAUAUGAA
Molecule: messenger RNA, 1592 nt
Organism: Sander lucioperca (pikeperch)
Lineage: Eukaryota; Metazoa; Chordata; Actinopteri; Perciformes; Percidae
Gene: il22
Product: interleukin 22
Exons: 6
Coding region: 647-1219 (190 amino acids)
Cellular component (GO): extracellular region
Source: RefSeq, a predicted model, not a curated record